Molecule: messenger RNA, 255 nt
Organism: Gryllus bimaculatus (two-spotted cricket)
Lineage: Eukaryota; Metazoa; Arthropoda; Insecta; Orthoptera; Gryllidae
Source: the annotation of a GenBank genome assembly
AUGUCUUGCCAGCACAGAAGCGGCAACCACGAUGAGGGCGCUGUGAUGGUGGACGCGUGCUCGCAGCGGGAGUCGUCGUCCUCUUCCUCGUCCUACAUGGUGUUGAGGUCGACAGCUAACGAUCCUGACGGAGGCAAAGUGAAACUACGGAUUGUAGCUACGGAAGUAUAUGGAUUUGACUCUGAGCUGGAGAAAACUUUAAAAAAAUGGUCGUGUUGUUUCUUGACAUCGUGGUUUUAUGUUCCUGUUAUUUGA